AUGAACCUCAAGCAUCUACCACCGUCUCACAAGUCGAACAGGAUACCCGAGAAGAGAGAUAAGGAGGAUGUGAUGAAGGGAUCUUUGCGUCCUUCCACUUCUGCAAGUAGAACCACUUCAAAGCAAGGAACUUCAUCUCGAACAUCAUCAACACCCAAACCGAUCUAUCUUCCAUCAAAUCUUAGACGAACCAAGAGAGAAUCGAGCAGAAAUACACCUUCAUCACUGUCGAAGUCUUCAAGCCGUGAUAGAACCCAAGCAGGGACGGCUGUUCGAAAUCAAGAUUCAACGAGUGCAAGAAUCAACCAGUCCAGAGAUCGACUCCCACCAAGUAACAUGGUUAGUGCAUAUCCUAGUAUUUCUGGAAUGAGCGCAUUGAAGUCUACACCUCCAUCUUUUGCCAAAUCAACAUUGCGUAGCGACAAGGACCAAGAGAUGGCAAGCCGACAAACCAAGAUAGACAGACUCGGUGGAAGGGAGCUUGCAGAGCAAGAAAACUGGGUGCAAUCCUACAUCAAGGACCGCCGUUCAUGUCCCGGCGGUGUCGAUUGGAUAAAGAUGAAAGGAGGAUAUAAAUGUGUCGCAGAUCAGCAUAUGAUGACCAAUGAGAUAAUUCGAGAGGGCAAAGGAGGAAUGUUCUUCUUGGACUCAGAUUGCCUUGGGGGUAGUGUCAAGCCUUCCGAAUAUAUUGGACCCUACUACCUCGACACCCGCAACGGAAAACCGGGAAUUUGGCGACUGGGCGAAAUGAAAAAUAAGCCAAAAUAUUACCCCGACAAGUUGGAUUAUGAUGGGGGUGCAAUAGAAAACGAAGCCAGCGGUGCAGUCGAUUCUCGAAUAGGGUCUGGACGACAGAACUUUCGGGGUCUGCUAGGUGACAGCGUUGGAUACUUCGUUAAUACUAGUGGCCCUCGAUUUUCGCGAAAGUGA
This is a messenger RNA of Mollisia scopiformis, 930 nucleotides long. RefSeq lists its product as uncharacterized. Bases 1 to 930 code for a protein of 309 amino acids. The record is from RefSeq and is a predicted model, not a curated record. The transcript is spliced from 2 exons. Lineage: Eukaryota; Fungi; Ascomycota; Leotiomycetes; Helotiales; Mollisiaceae.